AAUAAGAGUUAAAACAGAAACGAGGUGAGUUCCACAUUUUUUUAAACAAUACGGGCGUUAAUACUCAUUUAUUGCCGCUAACAGUGGCGAAAUUUGAAAAAGCGGCCUUCGUUUCGGUUAUUGGCGUUAGUUCACAUUAUUUCCACUCUGAUUUAAAACGGCGAGAAUAAAUCGUUUUUUUCAAGUUUCUAUUGAAGAAAUUAAUCAAGCAACAAUGUUGAAGCUCCUAACAGUGGCGCGGUGUUAUUGCGACUGUGUGUGCUGUUGUGCGAAAUGUUGACGUUUCGCGAAAUGCGUUUUCCUAUUGUUAUUAACCGGGAAACUUAUUUAUUACAGAUUGUCCUUAGCUGGCUGCAUCCAGUCACAAUGCUAUGGCUAGCCGUCUAGCAACCCCCAGUGCAGUUGAACGGAGCGGAGCUAGCUGGCUGUUAGCUUCGUGUCAGCGCUAGCUAGCAACCUGGGCUGACAUUCCGUGACAAGGGGAAAGUGAAGAAAAUAAGUCGAGUGGCGGAAAACACAAAGUCAGGAAAUUAUACAGCAAGCGUUUGCUUUUGUUCGACGCGUAGCGGCUUUGCAUGAUUUGUUUAAAUGGGUAACUUGAGUAAUUUACAUAGUUUAAACGUGUUGGUGGCCUCUUCCUAUGCUCCGCCAUUUUGUAUAAGACGAAUGCUAAUCAUGGGCGCUCCUACAUUCACUUUAUUUAUGGCUAGAAUAAAACUGAGGCAUCAAGUGCAAACUCAAACUUAAUCAAGAUCCAUCAGCUCGGGCUGUUGUCUACUUUUCGCAUGCUUAUGAGCACCAUGCAAACAGAAAAUAUCACCUUAAUUCAGUGUUGAACAUGCGUCAAGACUAAAACGUUAGAUCGAAAUAUUAGUCGCCUUGAAACGCUUUUAAGUUUGGCCAGUCAGUGCAGAAAACAGUGUUCUCUUUAAAACGGAUAACCAAAUCACCCUCUCACUUGUUCAUAACCAGGCAAACAGCCGGUUUUAGGAGAUACUGUUAAAACAAGGAAAAGAUGAACUUGUGUGGUUAACUUCAAGUUGAGACAUCUUUCCCCAUGUUUGUCAAUGGUCCUGGUGAAGGUUCACUCUAAUGGGGCCGUUUGUGCACGUAUUCCCCUGUUAGUUGACCAGCAAAACAAUAUUAUUAUUGACUGUUUUGUCUGAAAUCGAAGUGCAUGGUGUAUCCUGCAAGCCAGCACACAGUCGCCAUCCAGCGGUGAUGUCCGGCAAUGCUGUUUACAAGUGCAGGUAGAAACUGCAUUUGACGUUUGGGAGCACUUCGUAGGUAAAGCCAUGCAGGGGGCUGCUUCGCUGGGAUUAUCACACACAGUCAGCACAGUAGACGGAGAACAACGCCAUAAUAUGAGACAAAGAUGUGGACUGAACCUUCUUUAAUCAACCUCUGUUACAUUUUGAACAUCUGUAAUGUUGUUGUGUCAGUUUUCAUCAUGUGGCAGUGUCUUUGGUAUUUGUUUUAUACACUGCCUGGCCAAAAAAAAAAGUCGCCACCUGGAUUUAACUAAGCAAAUAGGUACGAGCCUCCUAUUGGAUAAUUACUGCAUGGGCGAUUAUCUUUCAGCUGGCAACAAGUUAUUUAACCCCAACUGGUGCAAUGAGUUGCUUCUCAUUUCCUAAACAACCAUGUCAAAAGACACAUCCCGUGGUCGUGGAAAAGAUGUUAGUCUGUUUGAGAAGGGUCAAAUCAUUGGCAUGCAUCAAGCAGAGAAAACAUCUAAGGAGAUUGCAGAAACUACUAAAAUUGGGUUAAGAACUGUCCAACGCAUUAUUAAAAACUGGAAGGGUAGUGGGGACCCAUCGUCUUCGAGGAAGAAAUGUGGCCGGAAAAAAAUCCUCAAUGAUCGUGAUCGGCGAUCACUUAAACGUUUGGUGAGAUCAAAUCGAAGAAAAACAACAGUAGAACUCAGGGCUAUGUUUAAUAGUAAAGUAAGAGCAUUUCCACACGCACAAUGCGAAGGGAACUCAAGGGAUUGGGACUGAACAGCUAUGUAGCCUUAAGAAAACCACUAAUCAGUGAGGCUAGCCAGAAAAAAAGGCUUCAAUUUGCUAGGGAGCAUAAAGAUUGGACUCUGGAGCAAUGGAAGAAGGUCAUGUGGUCUGAUGAGUCCAGAUUUACCCUGUUCCAGAGUGAUGGGCACAUCAGGGUAAGAAGAGAGGCAGAUGAAGUGAUGCACCCAUCAUGCCUAGUGCCUACUGUACAAGCCUGUGGGGGCAGUGUUAUGAUCUGGGGUUGCUGCAGUUGGUCAGGUCUAGGUUCAGCAACAGUAUGUGCUCAAAGAAUGAGGUCAGCUGACUACCUGAAUAUACUGAAUGACCAGGUUAUUCCAUCAAUGGAUUUUUUGGCACGGGCAUAUUCCAAGAUGACAAUGCCAGGAUUCAUCGGGUUCAAAUUGUGAAAGACUGGUUCAGGGAGCAUGAGACAUCAUUUUCACACAUGGAUUGGCCACCACAGAGUCCAGACCUUAACCCCAUUAAGAAUCUUUGGGAUGUGCUGGAGAAGGCUUUGCGCAGUGGUCAGACUCUACCAUCAUCAAUGCAAGAUCUUGGUGAAAAAUUAAUGCAACACUGGAUGGAAAUAAAUCUUGUGACAUUGCAGAAGCUUAUCGAAACAAUGCCACAGCGAAUGCGUGCCGUAAUCAAAGCUAAAGGCGGUCCAAUGAAAUAUUAGAGUGUAUGACUUUUUUUUUUUUUUUGGUGGUGACUUUUUUUUUGGCCAGGCAGUGUAUUUCAUCUUUGCAGGUUGGGGAUAUCAGAGGAGUGGGAAUGACCGACACUCCGCCCAGCGAUGGCCCCUCCCAGGGAGCUGAGUUUGAUAUGAUGGGUGCUCUGGACUGGAAGGACGGUAUUGCCACGCUGCCGGGUAGUGACAUCAGGUUCCGCAUGACAGAGUUUGGGACUCUUGAGAUUGUCACAGACCUAGAGGUCAAAGGCCUGAAGACAGAGCCUAAGCCUGAGACCUUGGACCCAGCACAGUCUCACACUCCUACACCUCCACCAGAGGGCCAAUCACAGACUGGCACAGCCACAACUCCAGCCACUCAGAGUCAGCCUGGAUCGUCUCAAGUUAAAGCUCCUGGUCCUGUGCUUCUGUCUUUAGAGGAGGGCCCCAGUAUGGAGGGCCCAAGUGUGGAGGUUGGUCCCAGUGUUGAAGUUGGCUCCAGCGCAGACAUGGGCCCAAAUGGGGAGCUGUCACGGUGCCGAGCCUGCGGUAGUCGUGUUGCCCGCGAUGCCCUCCUUCAGGGCAAAUUCUGUAGCUCGGUGUGUGCCCAGCCCUCCAGCGGCAGAUCGUCUCCAGGGGAAGCAAGGGAGAGUCAAGCAGCUGAGGGUGAGAGGCUGGGGAAACGUGUGCGCAAAAAGAGGAAGAUCUAUAUGGAUUCUGGUGAUGAAGAGGAAGACAACCAAGAGGAACCAGAGGAGAAGGCCAAGACCACCAAAGGCAGGAGAGGUGCCAAAAUUGCCAAACUGGUGACAGCACCAGCCAAUAAGAAACGAGCGUGGAGCUGGCCUUCUUACUUGGAAGAAGAGAGGGCCAUCGCUGUUCCUGUGAAACUAUUCAAGGAGCACCAGUCGUUUCCUCAAAGCAGGAACAGUUUUAAGGUUGGAAUGAAGCUGGAGGGGCUGGACCCGUCUCAUCCGUCUCUGUUCUGUGUUCUCACGGUCGCAGAGAUCCAAGGCUAUAGGAUUAGGCUCCACUUCGAUGGUUACCCAGAAUGCUACGACUUCUGGGCCAACGCCGACUCGUGGGAUAUAAAACCAGCUGGCUGGUGUGAGAAGAACGGGCAUAAGUUAUUGUUGCCUAAAGGUUGUAAGGAUGGAGAGUUUAAUUGGAGCAUGUAUGUGAAGAAUUGUAGGGGUCAGCUGGCCCCAAAACACCUUUUCAAGAGCCUCAACACCUCUGUGACUCCGUCUGGAUUCAGAGCAGGGAUGAAGCUGGAGGCAGUGGACAGGAAAAACCCAUCGUUGAUCUGCGUAGCAACUAUUGCUGCUGUCGUCGACAACCGGCUGCUCAUUCAUUUUGACAACUGGGAUGACACGUAUGAUUAUUGGUGUGACGCUAGCAGUCCAUACAUCCAUCCUGUGGGAUACUGCGAAGAGGCUGAGCUAACUCUGACCACUCCAGCUGGUAAGACACAGACCAAGACACACGUGGAAUAUAAACAACCCAAGAGUUUCUCAUGGGAGAAGUAUUUGGAAGAGACGGGCACACAGGCUGCUCCUGCUCGCGCUUUUAAACCGCGACCUCCACAUGGCUUCCAGAUUGGGAUGAAAGUGGAAGCUGUGGAUAAGAGGAACCCCAUGCUCAUCCGUGUUGCAACCAUAGCAGACACAGAGGACCACCGACUAAAGAUUCAUUUUGAUGGCUGGAGUUCGGAGUAUGACUACUGGGUGGAGACAGACUGCCCUGAUCUGCACCCUGUAGGCUGGUGUCAGAAGACUGGACACCCACUACAAUAUCCCAACGGCUCCAGUGAUUUAGUGACUGCCCCUGGCCAAGGAUGUCCUACCCCAGGAUGCAACGGGGUUGGCCACAUUAGAGGACCUCGCUAUGGGACCCACUACACUCAGGUGAGCUGUCCCUACUCGGAGAUGAAUCUGAACAAGGAGGGCUUGCUGCCAGACCGCCUCAGUGGAGAACGACCCCUCGCCCUCAGUGGACCUCAUCCACGUGGCCGACGCCCGGACCCUCACGUGAACACUACGACACAGACCUCCUCGACGCCGGACCAGCCGGACGGAGCGGAAGACUCCCAGAACAGGAAACCGGUGACGGUGGAAGCUGAGCGUGUAGGACGUAAUGCUCAGCCUGAGCCAGCAGGUGGAGCCAGUGAGCAGAGCCACAAUGGAACAAGGCCUAAACGGACGGCUCCAGUCCCCAAAUACCUGAAAAUGCACUACGUUAAAGAGGAGAUUGGCGACAGUAAAGCCUCUCCAGACGCCAUCUCUCUCCAGCAGGCCCUCCACGAGUCUGUGUUUUCCCCCGGCAUCUCCGCCUCUCCCCCCCACCGGGUGGCUCUCUGCUGGGACAAACACUGCCAGCUGCUGCCCGAGGUCCUGGGGCUGACUGCCAAGAGAGUGGCCACUUGGAGCGCCGAGGAGGUGGCCUCUUUUGUCAAAGGACUCCCAGGAUGUAAAGAACAUGCUGCUACAUUUAAAACUGAGCAAAUCGAUGGCGAGGCCUUUCUGCUGCUCACCCAAGCGGACAUUGUCAAGAUCCUGUCCAUCAAGCUAGGACCCGCCCUGAAGAUUUACAACUCCAUCCUCAUGUUGAAGAACGCAGACGAAGAGUAAGACCGGACUCUCAGGAGGAAUCGCUCCCUCUUCACUGGUUUCAUCAACACUCAGCUAAAGACAUUUUGAUAAAAUCAGCCAGAACAGUUUUCAUGUGUCGAGCUCUGCAACAGUGCAGCUACACGAAACAAGUGGAAGCCAUCAUCUCUACAAACGUCCAUCCCUCCCCCCUCUCCCUCUCCCUCUCCCUCUCCCUCCUCUCUCCAUGAUGGACAGUACAGAUCACCCUGAGGGAGAGUUUUACAUGAGGAUUCCUUGACUUAUAUCGUGUUUGUUUACUGAAUCAUUUAAAAAAAAAAAAAAGAACUACAGGCACCUUCAAUGCUUCUUAAUAUUGUACAGAUUAUGGAUUGGAUCUAGUGUCAUGAUUCUGUUGCGUUUCCUGUUUUAUUUGAACUGUAAUGGUGCUUGAGCUCAGAGCAGAUGGAACAAGAGCGAUUGUGCUUUGUUGCAUUUUACCAGGCAACAGAUACUUUUUUUUUUUUUAAGCUGCAAAAUACAAUCGUUAGGUGGCGAGAGGUUUUUAAAAAUGUGAAACCCAGUGGAGCAGAAGCACUAUGUAGUUCAGCCUGUAGAUGGUGCGAGUGGGCCGCUCCACAGGCCCGAAGGCAAAGGAGUUUGAUUAAAUUGGAGUUGGCUGGAGCUUAGAUUGAAUGGGGGAUGGUAAAGACUUUGUGUGUGUGUUUGUGUGUGCAAAUGUGACUAAGAGUGUUUGAGAAAUGAGGGUGCAAUUUCCCACCAGCCUGCGUGUGUUUUCCUUUUCUGGUCAGAGGAUUGUUUCGUGACGAGCAGGGCUAAGGGCUAAAUGUUAAAUCAAGGAAACGUGCAGUCUUUUAAGGUGGAACAAGACAACGAAACAGCUCUGUUCUUCUUUCUCUGCUUUCUCGUUUGGAACGGCACAUGGAUACGAAUGUUAAAAACAACAGCUUUUAGUUGUUUUGUUGAUAUCUUUGUUUGGUUUAAAAUAACCUGUCAUUCAUAAUGUAAAUAAUAUACAGCUACAACAGGACUGUCCUCCCUCCCUCCCUAACAGAGUUUACUCCUGCUUGGUUAUGCAAAGGCUUGACAUCUGUCCACAGGGAAGGACAUUGUGACAGUGGACUGGAAACUACGAGCCUCAAUUCAUACAAAGAUUUUGAGAAAAAAAAAGAGGAAGCGAAACAUUGUCAGUGUCUGUGUAAAUGCAAACUGCUUUUAUUUAUGUAUUCUAAUUUAAAGGGG
Messenger RNA from Epinephelus fuscoguttatus (brown-marbled grouper), 6530 nucleotides. RefSeq names its product L3MBTL histone methyl-lysine binding protein 1b (gene l3mbtl1b). The record is from RefSeq and is a predicted model, not a curated record. The coding region runs from base 2694 to 5309 and encodes 871 amino acids. The transcript has 21 exons. Gene Ontology annotation, molecular function: zinc ion binding; protein binding. Gene Ontology annotation, cellular component: nucleus. Gene Ontology annotation, biological process: regulation of DNA-templated transcription. Lineage: Eukaryota; Metazoa; Chordata; Actinopteri; Perciformes; Serranidae.